Molecule: messenger RNA, 859 nt
Organism: Entrophospora sp. SA101
Lineage: Eukaryota; Fungi; Glomeromycota; Glomeromycetes; Entrophosporales; Entrophosporaceae
Source: the annotation of a GenBank genome assembly
UGAUAAUGAGCAAGAAAAUAAUGUGAUGGGAAAAAAGAUCAAAAAAGCAAACAUGAAUGAAGUCGAACCAAGUCAGACAUUAUUAAAUAUAACUUCUUCUUUAGACGAUAUUAUAGAAUCAGGCUUAGAAAAUUAUACAGACAAUGUAUUAUCAAGUUCUCCUGAAUUAAGUCCUGCAAUAGACUCAUUUGAGGAUUUUGAAAGGGAGCAUGUUGGUCAUGAGGCACAACAUGGAACAAUGGCAUUAAUAUUAUUGUGUUCAUUGUUUGGAUUUCAAUUUUUAAUUUUAUUCUGGAAGCAAAAACACUAUCGUUCCUUCCAAGCUGCCACCUUAUUUGGCUUGUGGUUAAUACCAAUAAUAUUAGAGAUUUUUUAUGAAGGAGCAGAAAUAUUUGAAUUGGGAAUUAUAUUAUUAGGUUAUGGAUUAUAUUUUGGUGUCUUAAGUAGAGAUUUUGUUGAAAUUUGUACGGAUAGAAUGGCAUCAACUCUUGGUUAUUAUAGUAAAGAUGGUUUUCCUCGUAAACACUUGAGAGCGAAUAUUUGCGCAAUUUGUGGUGUCGCUGCAACAGGAAUUGGUGAAAAAGGUGAACAACCACCUGCAAAUCAAAAAAUAUUUAAAUUAAGUUGUCGUCAUGUAUUUCACGAUGAUUGUAUAAGAGGAUGGUGUCUUAUAGGAAAAAAAGAUAUUUGUCCAUAUUGUAAAGAAAAAGUUGAUUUGAAAGAAUUUAAGACUAAUCCUUGGGAUACACAGCAACAACUUUAUCUAAGUUUACUUGACGGUGUUCGUUAUCUAAUUGUUUGGCAACCUGUAAUUUUUGCAAUUGUACAUCUGACAUAUCACAUAUUUGGAUUAGAAUAA